Molecule: messenger RNA, 2920 nt
Organism: Exophiala xenobiotica
Lineage: Eukaryota; Fungi; Ascomycota; Eurotiomycetes; Chaetothyriales; Herpotrichiellaceae
Exons: 2
Coding region: 57-2735 (892 amino acids)
Source: RefSeq, a predicted model, not a curated record
UUCUUCGGUCUUGACGAUGGUGGUUGCGUGCUUGAGUCUUGCGUGUUGCUAUCGCCAUGUCGUCCUUGCAAUCGCGUCCUGGGUUCAGACGGCCAAAGGUCCCGACCUUAGGCACGAUCGAUCAGCAAGAUGACGACAAUGUGGCACCAGAUGUUAUUGCUGUUGAAACUCCUACAAGAAAAGCUUCAACAUCACCCUCCAAGAUCAGCUCUAAAGCUCAUCCAAACAAUGUCAAAUUCGAAGUCAUGCUGUUGUACCUCCGGCAGCAACAACUCGAAAAGCGCUGGGCUCAUGAGGUCAAUACAACCGAAGGCGUGAUACUGAGGAGAGGCAAGGAUGACUAUAUCUGCCAGCCUUCAGAACUACCCAAGCACGUCAACGGAUUUUACGACGAAGCGACAAAGCUCAAUGUUAAGGUCGCCAUGACCGUCAAAACUUCGGUUAUCCAGACUUUCCUCAAGUCGUACAAGCAUGACUAUGUACCCUUUAACAAUGGUCAACGUCUCCGUAUCAUUGACAGCAUCAGUGAGCUCUCAUUCAGCAAACGACAUCAUUAUGCUGCGUUCGUGCGCGGUCAAGGUAUUCUUGUUGUGUGGGACGAAAAUCCCACCGAGCUUUUCGACCGAGCGGAAAUGAUUCAGAAAUACGUUGUGAAUAUGUUGUGGUCCAUGGAUGACAAUGAGACCGACGACGACGAAGAAUAUGAAAUCGACGACGAAAAGUACGCAAUCACCACCUCAAACCCUCCCGAAGUUGCUUCCACCGAUUCAAUUCUGGACAUGGAAUUGAAGGCCUGGGACAAACCGAGAAAGACCGUUCUCUACCAAGCAUUCCUGGUAGGUAUAGUCGCCAUCCUGACCAUUUUCUGUCUCGCGAUAGGAUGGAGACGAAUUGCCAUCGAAAUAACAAUCGACCACAGCUAUACUCGACUCGCCAUACUUGCAGCUGCGCCCUUGGAGCUAUGGCUGGGAUGGUUUUUUUUCAUGACAUUGGUGAACGGUGUCUCACAGAUACUCGGUCCGGUCUCUCAGUUGACUACAAACUCGAAAUUUUACUCGGCGAGGCCACCAGUACGUCUUACCAACGUGGAUCUUCCUCACGUUACCAUUCAAUGUCCUGUGUACAAAGAGGGUCUCGACGCCGUCAUUCAUCCUACGAUGGUGUCUAUCAACAGAGCCAUCUCUACUUACGAACUUCAAGGCGGCAGUGCCAAUAUCUUCAUCAACGAUGACGGUAUGCAACUAAUACCCGAAGAAGAUGCUCGAAAACGAUUUCAGUACUACGAAGACAACAACAUCGGCUGGGUUGCGCGUCCCAAGCAUCAACCAAAGGGUGAUGAGAAUGGGGAAAACGUAUAUGUUCGUGCUGGCAAGUUCAAGAAAGCGUCCAAUAUGAACUACUGUCUUCACGUGAGCAACCGCAUCGAGGACAAAAUGGCGCAGACAACUCGCACACCUGCGUGGAAUCAGGAAGACGAAGACCAACUCUACCAGGCCUGUUUUGACCACGUCAUCAAAGAGGAUGCGGGUCGAACGUGGGGCAACGGCGACGUGCGAAUAGGCGACUAUAUCCUGAUCAUCGACUCGGACACUCGUGUUCCCGAAGAUUGCCUUCUCGACGCCGUCUCGGAGAUGGAGGCCUCGCCAGAAGUUGCGAUCAUCCAAUUUUCCUCGGGCGUGCUCAACGUGACGACCAGCUUCUUCGAGCGUGCAAUCACCUUCUUCACUAACCUUGUCUACACCGCGAUUCGCUUUGCCGUAGCCAAUGGCGACGUCGCCGCUUUCGUUGGGCAUAACGCUAUCCUGCGCUGGUCCGCUGUCCAGGACGUCCGUUACUCGGAUGCAGCCACGGGCGUGGAGAAGUACUGGGCAGAAAACACCGUGUCUGAGGAUUUUGAUAUGGCCCUGCGUCUCCAAGCGCUAGGCUACACCCUCCGCUUCAGUACCUACUGCGGCGAUGGGUUCAAAGAAGGCGUGUCUCUUACGGUCUACGAUGAGCUAGCCCGGUGGGAGAAGUACGCUUAUGGUUGCGCCGAGCUGCUUUUCCAGCCUUUUCGAUACUGGCUGACCCGCGGACCCAUUACACUCAUGUUCAGGCGCUUCAUGCGGAGCCCGAUGAGCCUAAUGGGCAAGAUUACUAUCAUGUCCUACAUCGGUACCUACUUCGCCAUCGCCUCGGCAUGGCCGCUCACGCUAAUGAACUACUUUCUCAUCGGCUGGCUGAACGGAUAUAUCGACCAGGCGUACGUAGACUCAUUCAAGAUCUAUUUUGGUAUUGUGGUCGUGUUUCAGGCGCUUGGCACGGUCAGUCUGGCUGUUUUGCGGUAUCGGACGGAGAACCGGUCUCUUCUUGGGUCGCUGUUCGAGAAUCUCACCAACCUGCUGCUGCUGACCGUGUACCUCGGAGGCAUAAGCUUGCACGUUUCGCAGGCCAUCUUGUGCUACCUGUUCAGUAUCGACAUGACAUGGGGCGCGACGGCGAAGGAGGCGGAAAACACGUCGUUCUUUCGCGAGAUCCCGGUCAUCUUGAAAAGGUUUAAGUUCACUUUCUGCUUUUGCAUCGUCACGAUUGCUACCAUGAUUAUCCUAGCUGGCGUUGGGCCAGUGGGACAUUUCGUCCCGUAUGACUGGAGGAUCACCACUUUCACGGCUAUUUUCCCGUUGGCAAUUCUGACGACGAAUCAUUUCUUGUUGCCGUUGGUAUUGAACCCCGGGUUGAUGCAAUUUACUUUCUGAUUCUACGGACGGUAUGGACGAUUUCUUCAGACCAUGGAAUCGGAUAGGCAAGCUCACGGCGUUUGGAGUCUGGCAACCAACCCAAUUGAUUCAAGUGCGGGAAAGAAUUACAUAAGAGCUACUAGAAGUAGAUUUACCCUGAAGGGGAGAGAAGAAAUGGCACAGCAUUCUCAAUCGAUGCAAAA